Messenger RNA from Rangifer tarandus platyrhynchus (Svalbard reindeer), 3270 nucleotides. The record is from the annotation of a GenBank genome assembly. NCBI's taxonomy places the organism in Eukaryota, Metazoa, Chordata, Mammalia, Artiodactyla, Cervidae.
AUGGCUGCUGGCUGCCUGCUGGCCUUGACUCUGACACUUUUCCAAUCUUUGUUGAUCGGCCCCUCGUCGGAGGAGCCGUUCCCUUCGGCCGUCACUAUCAAGUCAUGGGUGGAUAAGAUGCAAGAAGACCUUGUCACCCUGGCAAAAACAGCAAGUGGAGUCAAUCAGCUUGUCGAUAUUUAUGAGAAAUACCAAGAUUUGUAUACUGUGGAGCCAAAUAAUGCACGCCAGCUGGUGGAAAUUGCAGCCAGGGAUAUUGAAAAACUUCUGAGCAACAGAUCCAAAGCCCUGGUGCGUCUAGCUUUGGAAGCAGAGAAAGUUCAAGCAGCCCACCAGUGGAGAGAGGAUUUUGCAAGCAAUGAAGUUGUCUACUACAAUGCAAAGGAUGAUCUUGAUCCAGAAAAGAAUGAUAGUGAACCAGGCAGCCAGAGGAUAAAACCUGUUUUUAUCGAUGAUGCUAAUUUUGGGCGACAAAUAUCCUAUCAGCACGCAGCCGUUCAUAUUCCCACUGACAUCUAUGAGGGCUCAACAAUUGUAUUAAAUGAACUCAACUGGACAAGUGCCUUAGAUGAAGUUUUCAAGAAAAAUCGAGAAGAAGAUCCUUCAUUGUUGUGGCAGGUGUUUGGCAGUGCUACAGGCCUGGCCCGAUAUUAUCCAGCUUCUCCAUGGGUUGAUAACAGUAGAACUCCAAACAAGAUUGACCUUUAUGAUGUACGCAGGAGACCAUGGUACAUCCAAGGAGCUGCAUCUCCCAAAGACAUGCUUAUUCUGGUUGAUGUGAGUGGGAGUGUUAGUGGAUUGACACUUAAACUGAUCCGAACAUCUGUCUCUGAAAUGUUGGAAACCCUCUCGGAUGACGAUUUUGUGAAUGUAGCUUCAUUUAACAGCAAUGCCCAGGAUGUAAGCUGUUUUCAGCACCUCGUCCAAGCAAAUGUGAGAAAUAAGAAAGUGCUGAAAGAUGCAGUGAAUAAUAUCACAGCAAAAGGAAUCACAGAUUAUAAGAAGGGAUUUAGUUUUGCUUUUGAACAGCUGCUUAAUUAUAAUGUGUCUAGAGCCAACUGCAAUAAGAUUAUCAUGUUGUUCACGGAUGGAGGAGAAGAGAGAGCUCAGGAGAUAUUUACCAAAUACAACAAAGACAAAAAGGUCCGUGUAUUCACAUUUUCAGUUGGUCAACAUAAUUAUGACAGAGGACCUAUUCAAUGGAUGGCCUGUGAAAAUAAAGGUUAUUAUUAUGAAAUUCCUUCCAUUGGAGCAAUAAGAAUCAAUACUCAGGAAUAUUUGGAUGUUCUGGGAAGACCAAUGGUUUUAGCUGGAGACAAAGCUAAGCAAGUCCAGUGGACAAACGUAUACCUGGAUGCACUGGAACUGGGACUUGUCAUUACUGGAACUCUUCCGGUCUUCAACAUAACCGGCCAAAAUGAAAAUAAGACAAACUUAAAGAAUCAGCUGAUUCUUGGUGUGAUGGGAGUUGAUGUGUCUUUGGAAGAUAUUAAAAGACUAACACCACGUUUUACAUUGUGCCCCAACGGCUAUUAUUUUGCAAUUGAUCCUAAUGGUUAUGUUUUAUUACAUCCAAAUCUUCAGCCAAAGAACCCCAAAUCUCAGGAGCCAGUAACUUUGGAUUUCCUUGAUGCAGAAUUAGAGAACGAUAUUAAAGUGGAGAUUCGAAAUAAAAUGAUAGAUGGAGAAAGUGGAGAAAAAACAUUCAGGACUCUGGUUAAAUCUCAAGAUGAGAGAUAUAUUGACAAAGGAAACAGGACAUAUACAUGGACUCCUGUCAAUGGCACAGAUUACAGUUUGGCCUUGGUAUUACCAACCUACAGUUUUUACUAUAUAAAAGCCAAAAUAGAAGAGACAAUAACUCAGGCCAGAUGUAAGUACUGUGAAAAUUCAGAAACUCUGAAACCAGAUAAUUUUGAAGAAUCUGGCUAUACAUUCAUAGCACCAAGAGAUUACUGCAAUGACCUUAAAAUAUCAGAUAAUAACACCGAAUUUCUUUUAAAUUUUAAUGAGUUUAUUGAUAGAAAAACUCCAAACAACCCAUCAUGCAACACAGACUUGAUUAAUAGAGUCUUGCUGGAUGCAGGCUUUACAAAUGAACUUGUCCAAAAUUACUGGAGUAAGCAGAAAAACAUCAAGGGAGUGAAAGCACGAUUUGUUGUGACUGAUGGUGGGAUUACCAGAGUUUAUCCGAAAGAGGCUGGAGAAAAUUGGCAAGAAAACCCAGAAACAUAUGAGGACAGCUUCUAUAAAAGAAGCCUAGAUAACGAUAACUAUGUUUUCACUGCUCCCUACUUUAACAAAAGUGGACCUGGUGCUUAUGAAUCAGGCAUUAUGGUAAGCAAAGCUGUAGAAAUUUACAUCCAAGGAAAGCUUCUUAAACCUGCAGUUGUUGGAAUUAAAAUUGAUGUAAAUUCCUGGAUAGAGAAUUUCACCAAAACAUCAAUCAGGGAUCCGUGUGCUGGUCCAGUUUGUGACUGUAAAAGAAACAGUGAUGUAAUGGAUUGUGUUAUUCUAGAUGAUGGUGGGUUCCUUUUGAUGGCAAAUCAUGAUGAUUAUACUAACCAGAUUGGAAGAUUUUUUGGAGAGAUUGAUCCAAGUUUGAUGAGACACCUGGUUAAUAUAUCAGUUUAUGCUUAUAACAAGUCCUAUGAUUAUCAGUCGGUGUGUGAGCCAGGAGCGGCACCAAAGCAAGGAGCAGGGCAUCGCUCAGCAUACGUGCCAUCAAUAGCCGACGUAUUACACAUCGGCUGGUGGGCCACUGCUGCUGCCUGGUCUUUUCUACAGCAGUUUCUCUUGAGUUUGACCUUUCCACGACUUCUUGAGGCAGUUGAGAUGGAAGAUGAUGACUUUACGGCCUCUCUGUCAAAGCAGAGUUGCAUUACUGAACAAACCCAGUAUUUUUUCGAUAACGAUAGUAAAUCAUUUAGUGGUGUAUUAGAUUGUGGAAACUGUUCCAGAAUCUUCCAUGUAGAAAAACUUAUGAACACCAACUUAAUAUUCAUAAUGGUUGAGAGCAAAGGAACUUGUCCCUGUGACACGCGGUUGCUCAUACAAGCAGAGCAGACUUCUGAUGGUCCAGAUCCUUGUGACAUGGUGAAGCAACCCAGAUACCGAAAAGGGCCUGAUGUCUGCUUUGAUAAUAAUGCCUUGGAGGAUUAUACCGACUGUGGUGGUGUCUCUGGAUUAAACCCCUCCCUGUGGUCCAUCAUCGGCAUCCAGUGUGUAUUACUUUGGCUUUUAUCUGGCAGCAGACACCACCAGUUAUGA